Messenger RNA from Schizosaccharomyces osmophilus, 225 nucleotides. RefSeq lists its product as uncharacterized. The record is from RefSeq and is a predicted model, not a curated record. The transcript is spliced from 2 exons. The coding region runs from base 1 to 225 and encodes 74 amino acids. Lineage: Eukaryota; Fungi; Ascomycota; Schizosaccharomycetes; Schizosaccharomycetales; Schizosaccharomycetaceae.
AUGGAAAGGACCAUAUCUGUUUUACUUCCAGCUCUCUUUCUUGUGAAACAGUACCGGAAAUUUUGGAUCGAAAACCUGCGACAAAAAAGAGCCGAAAUUUCUAACUUUAAAAACACUACAUCAUACAUUUGUCUGCAUGGUCCCCAGGCUUCCUUACGAAGACUUAAUACCAAUUCUUUCGUGCAUUUAAGAAUGUCUCUAUUUCCUUGUUUUACAAAAUCGUAG